AUGCUUAGGCAUAUAACGCAGGAUGAUAUCAAUCUGAUCACAUCGUCACAAGUCAUUAUCGAUUUGGCUACGAUAAUCAAAGAACUAAUUGAUAAUUCGAUCGAUGCGGGCUCGAAUUCGAUUGAAAUCAUUUUAAAGGACUACGGUGUUGAAUCCAUCGAGUUUAUGGAUAAUGGAUCUGGUAUCAGUCAAGAGAAUUUCGAAAACUUAACAAAGAAACAUUACACUUCAAAGAUAUCGACGUUCGAUGAUAUAAGUAGUUUGAAAACGUUUGGUUUUAGAGGUGAAGCCAUUUCAUCCAUUGUUACCAUUGCUGAAAAAUUUGUUGUGGUGACUAAUGAAGCUGAAGGCUCGUCGAAGGCUACUGAAUUGGAUUAUAACAAUGAUGGAAAAUUAACCUCUCAGAGAGUUACAACAAGGAACAAAGGUACUACUUUCAAAAUCUCUAAAAUUUUUUACAAUCUACCUGUGAGAAGGGAAAAUUUCAUAAGAAACAUUAAAUCACAAUUUAAAAGUUGCAUUAAUCUGAUACAAAGUUAUUCCAUCAUUCAAGAGAAUAUUAGUUUCAAAAUUUUCAAUAUUAAUACAAAGAAUCAAAAAAAAUCAUUGAUUUUAUCUACAAUCAAAUCAGAUAAUCUAUUCAAGAAGAUUUUGAAUUGUUUUGGACUAAGUUGUACAAAAUGUCUGGUUCCUUUAAAGAUAAGCCUUGAUUUGAAUUCUUAUAAAUCUCAAUUCUCCAAAACUGAAGAUGAUUUCUAUGAAUCUAUCGAUUAUAAAAUUGAACUUGGCGGUUACAUUUCUAAGAUUAAUGAUUCCAAUUCUACAAGGAAUUUGAAAGAUAGACAGUUCUUCUACCUUAAUAAGAGACCAGUCGUAUACCCUUCCAUUCAAAAAUUAAUCACCGAAAUAUUCAAGUUAAACCACAUUGGACAAAGUAACAAAUAUCCAAUGUUUUUCCUCAAUCUGAAUGUAAAUGAAAGUUUGAUAGAUAUUAAUAUUACUCCCGAUAAGAGAACAAUAAUGUUAAGUAAUGAAGAUGUAAUUAUGGGUCUCCUAAAGCAUGAGUUGAAUAAAUUUUUCCAAAUAGACAAUGAUAAAAUCAAUUUAUCGUUCAAUACAAGCUCAUUGAAACGCCCCAAUGAUGAAGAUUCAGAUCUUCAAAGAUUAUCCAAAAGAUCCACUAGGCAUGAACUCACCUACGAUCAAGAGGAGGAAGAGAGUGCCACAGAUAUGAGUUCAUUCAUGGACAAGACAAAUGAUUAUAGUUCUGUUUCGAAUCUGAAGAGUUCACAAUUUAAUCUAGAUGAAUAUUCUAAUGAGCAUCCUGAUGUUAAGUUGCCACAGUCCCCAAAUGAUAAUGAAAGUGCAGAAAUCAUUACUGUCAAUAUUGAUGGUGAAGAAUUCCAACAUAAGAUACUUGAAGAAGACGACAAGUUAGUGUUUUUGCAGGAUAGUGAUCAUGAUACUUCAGACAAACAGAUUUUGAGAUCAGAUAAUGAAAGCUCAGAUGCUGAUACUGAUCAUCCAAUUGAAAUAAAUGUUCGUGAGUCAUUUAAAGAUAGUCCACAUAGGAAAGAACGAGAACCACUUAAUUUGAGUUCUUUUGACGAAAAUAGGAGAAUAACUGAGUAUUAUAAUACUGAGUUAGUAGCCGAUGAGGACGAAAUAAAAGCAGAAAGUAGAAAAUUCAUGAACUUACUUCAGGAUAGGAUUGAGAAAAAUGAUUAUGAUGAUGCUGAUAGAAGCAAUGCUCUUAACAAUAAUGUGGAAGAUGAAGGUUAUCUAACCUUUUCCUUUUCCAAAGAGGAUUUCAAUAAAUUGGAGGUUAUUGGACAAUUUAAUUUAGGGUUUAUCGUGACUUUAAAGAAAUCAUCAAUGAAUAAGUAUGAUAUGUUUAUCAUUGAUCAACAUGCAAGUGAUGAAAAAUUCAAUUUUGAAAAAUUGAAUAAAGAGUUAGUUUUAAAGACACAGAAGUUAAUUGUACCGAUUAAGUUAGAAUUGAAUAUUGUCGAUGAAUUGAUUGUCAUUGAAAAUGCUGAUAUGUUUAAUAAAAAUGGAUUUAAAAUAGAAAUUAAUGACGAUAAUGAGCCAGGGAAGAAAGUUCAAUUGCUUAGUAUACCAAUUUAUAAGAAUCUCACGUUUAAUGUGGAAGAUUUCCAUGAAUUAGUGGAUAUACUAAAAGAAAAGAAUGGUACUUCGAACGAAGAUGAUAUAAAAUUAUGUUCGAAGACGUAUUCUAUGUUGGCAAUGAAGGCAUGUAGAAGCAGCAUUAUGAUUGGUAAACCAUUGACACAUAAGACAAUGACGAGGGUGGUGAAAAAUUUGAAUAAGCUACAAAAACCAUGGAAUUGUCCUCACGGUCGGCCUACAAUGAGACAUUUAGUGGAGCUUAACGAUAAAAAUUGCACAUCGUUUACUAAUGACUAUAAAUUAUAA
This is a messenger RNA of Kazachstania africana CBS 2517, 2436 nucleotides long. It is a transcript of the gene PMS1, whose product is annotated as ATP-binding mismatch repair protein. Gene Ontology annotation, cellular component: MutLalpha complex. Gene Ontology annotation, molecular function: ATP binding; ATP-dependent DNA damage sensor activity; ATP hydrolysis activity. NCBI's taxonomy places the organism in Eukaryota, Fungi, Ascomycota, Saccharomycetes, Saccharomycetales, Saccharomycetaceae. Gene Ontology annotation, biological process: mismatch repair. The transcript has a single exon. The coding region runs from base 1 to 2436 and encodes 811 amino acids. The record is from RefSeq and is a predicted model, not a curated record.